AAAUGGUGGUUCUCCGUGGCAUGAUGCUGUUGGCCUUGGCCGUGACGCUCGCCCUCUGUCUGACGCCCACAAGCACAACACACGAGGUAUGUUUGUCUGUACCGCAUAGAUACGCACACGCUCGCACACGCACAGGCAGCGUAACAUCAGUCAGCUGCCUUUCCUCGAUGUCUGUCUGUCUGUCUGUCUGCGGCUGCUCUGACUUACGCGCGUACGUGUGUGUGUUUAGGUCCGUCAUCUCCAGGACACUCGGCCCGUCGGCACCAGCCUGUCCCAAGCAGAGUAUGAGGGCCUCCGUGGCCUGCUGCAGGCAACAGAUGAUACGAACUUCACGACCCUCUACAGGUCGGUAUACCGAUGUGUGUGUAAGUGCAUCCAACAGCGGCUAUCUGUCGUGCAUGUGUGUGCGCGUGUCUCGCAUGUAGGGCCUCUGUGAACGGCACAACAUAUAGCGAUCUGCUGGACAGUGUGGAGAACAAGACGGAUUUGGCGAUCGUCAUUCGUUCGCGUCAGAAUGUGUUCGGCGUUUACAUCAAGGACGGCAUCCAGACGCCCGCCAACGCGACGGAGAGCCAUUAUUACAAGAGUGAGGUUUUGUGGUUCUCACUGGCGGGGCACUUCCGACAUGCCGACCGAGGUCAAGCUAUUGCGAUCGUGGCAGAUCGUGAAGGUGGCAGGCAGGGAGGCGACAACCUGUUAUCGGUGUGAAAGGAAGCUGUAUGUAAGUGGGCUCAUGUGGUUGGGCCUGAAGACGACGAGGGAUGACUUGUUCGAUGGCUGGAUUGACCGCGGCCUGCAGUACACCCCCAGGGAGUAUGUGCCAGAGGGCUAUACGGGCGAAAGGGACGGAGAUGGCGAUG
Messenger RNA from Vitrella brassicaformis, 860 nucleotides. The record is from the annotation of a GenBank genome assembly. NCBI's taxonomy places the organism in Eukaryota, Vitrellaceae.